Verticillium dahliae VdLs.17 is the source of this 378-nucleotide messenger RNA. RefSeq lists its product as uncharacterized. The transcript has 2 exons. Bases 1 to 378 code for a protein of 125 amino acids. The record is from RefSeq and is a predicted model, not a curated record. Gene Ontology annotation, molecular function: serine-type endopeptidase activity. NCBI's taxonomy places the organism in Eukaryota, Fungi, Ascomycota, Sordariomycetes, Glomerellales, Plectosphaerellaceae. Gene Ontology annotation, biological process: proteolysis.
AUGCGUCAAUUAAUGGUACUCAUGGAGGCAAAAUACGGGACCGUUUUUGUUGCUGCAUCUGGCAAUGCGGAACCGGAUCCUGCUGAUGGACCUUUAGUAGACCCGGGGGUCUUUAUUGAUGCAAACUCCAUGCCAUACGAAGCCAUGCCCUAUGUUCCUGGCAUGAUGGUUGUCGGUGCUUCUAACAGAGAAGGGUACCGGCGAAAGUUGAGCAUGGUAGGAACGAACGUCGAGUUUUGGGCUCCUGGUGAGCGGCUCCCGUAUCCUUUGGGCGUCAGUAACCAGCGUCAAAUCAAUGGCGGAUCACCUGGUAAGUGCGACAUAUUCUAUCACUCCUUCGAAAACCUGCAAGAUUUUUUCGUUGCCCUUCGUCACUAA